ACUUCCUUUGAUUGUUAUGCUGCGUACGACAUAUCUUGGAUAUCAACUUUUAUCAUGGAACCGAUCGACCGUGAUACUAAUUCUCUACAAUGGACAGCUAAGUAUAUAUUGCCAAGGAACAACACUUAUGCUAUAGUAAUAUUAUUCAUAGAG
This is a messenger RNA of Ambispora leptoticha, 153 nucleotides long. Lineage: Eukaryota; Fungi; Glomeromycota; Glomeromycetes; Archaeosporales; Ambisporaceae. The record is from the annotation of a GenBank genome assembly.